GGUGUUGAGGCGGAGUGUUUCUGCCUGCCGUAAAAAAAAGUUUCCCUCCGCAAUCAGAAUCCUGAUUUCCGGUGUUGCGAAUUUCAAUUCUUCAGUGAAUGUUCUCUUGCUACUCCGCAGUCUCUCUUUUUAAGAUACCCCAAGCCCCAAUACUAUCCAGCUGCUCACACCAUGGCCGGCAUCGGUGAAGAAAAUCACAAGAAGCGAAAGCUCCCAGAGGGCCCGGAGAUCGAGAUCGAUGUUUCUGCACCCGAGCCUCCCUCCAAGAAGGCUUUGCGAAAACUCAAGAAAAAGGCUGCAGAACCCGCAUCGGAAUCCGCUACAGAGGAGAAGACACAGGCAUUGGCAAAGGCACAGGCCCCUGUAGACGGCGCUGCUAACCCUCAGAAGCGCUCCGACUAUGGCGUCUGGAUCGGAAACUUGCCGUUCUUCGCAACCAAAGAGGACGUGCGCAACUUCUUAACAAGCAACUGCACCUUUACAGAGACGACCAUCACCAGAAUCCACAUGCCCAAGUCCGGUGAUAAAUUUGGAAAACCCCAGAACAAAGGAUUCGCCUACGUCGACUUCUCUACGCAGAAAGCCGUACAGGAGGCGCUUAGCCUCAGUGAGCAACUUCUGACCGGACGACGCGUGCUGAUCAAGGACGCAAAGAAUUUCUCCGGAAGACCGGACAAGGCUCAGGGAGAGGGCAGUUCUGCGGCGUCUGGAAACCCUCCGUCAAAGCGUAUAUUUGUCGGUAACCUCGGCUUCGACGCUACGAAGGAGCUCAUCGAAGAGCAUUUUGCCCAAUGCGGAACUGUGGCAAACGUACAUGUGGCGACAUUCCAGGACUCUGGUAAAUGCAAGGGUUAUGCUUGGGUGGUAUUUGAGGAUCUCGCAGCCGCCGAAGCAGCGGUGAAGGGUUUCGUGAUGAUUAAGGAAGAUGAUGAAGAGGAGUCCGAGUCCGAGUCUGAACGCCAGAAGAAGUCCAAGAAGCCGCGCCAGAAGAGAGUUUGGGUAAACAACCUGCUCGGUAGGCGGCUGCGGAUGGAAUUUGCCGAAGAUGCCACGACGCGCUACAAGAAGCGAUUCGGUAAAGAUGGGGAAGGCAAGAAGAACGAGACCGCAGACAUCAGCGAGGUUGGGUCUGCAGAGCACGAGUUGGCGGGCGAGCAGGCUCGCCAGUCGCGGCCUGGCAGGGCUAGGAAGGAAAAGCCCGAUUAUACGAGAUACGAUCAAGAGACUGUGCAAAAGCUUAGUGGGGCCAUCGUCGAAUCGCAAGGAAAGAAGACCACCUUCGACUAGGAGUGAUCACCCAUAAGCUAAGAGCGUGCAGCCCGGGAGAACAGAGGAGACGACCGGACAUGGAGAACCGAACCCUCCUUACUGGGAGACAACACGGAGCUUUGCAAUGUCCGGCCGUGUAUUCUGACCGUUGGAGAUCGUUGUCAUAGUGAGCUGUGACUUGAGUUGUCCCAUCCUUGCAUGGAUACCAUGACCCGCCGGUUCAUGGAGAAGACGGCCGUAGGCGGCGCUAUAGAAGCAAUGAGGAUUUUGGUCCUCAGUA
Messenger RNA from Aspergillus sclerotioniger CBS 115572, 1549 nucleotides. RefSeq names its product putative RNA binding protein Rnp24. The coding region runs from base 172 to 1287 and encodes 371 amino acids. The transcript has a single exon. The record is from RefSeq and is a predicted model, not a curated record. Gene Ontology annotation, molecular function: RNA binding. NCBI's taxonomy places the organism in Eukaryota, Fungi, Ascomycota, Eurotiomycetes, Eurotiales, Aspergillaceae.